UUAUAAAAGUUUGCAAACAGGUAAUUUUUCUCCUUCACUGAUGUGCGUUGAGGCAGCAUUGAUGGACACUAAUGAGGCUGCAGUGAUGGACACUGAUAGGUGGCACUGGUGGGCACUGAAAGGCAGCACUCAUAUGGCACUGAUAGGCAGCACUGAAAUUCAGCACAGAAGGGCACUGAUAUGUGGCAUGGAUGUGAACUGGUAGGCACUGAUGGGCACUGGCAGGUGGCAUUGAUGAGCACUGAUAGGUGGCAGUGCUGGGGCUCCACUUAUCAGGGCACACUGAUCAUCAG
Staurois parvus is the source of this 293-nucleotide messenger RNA. NCBI's taxonomy places the organism in Eukaryota, Metazoa, Chordata, Amphibia, Anura, Ranidae. The record is from the annotation of a GenBank genome assembly.